Messenger RNA from Rosa chinensis, 900 nucleotides. RefSeq lists its product as uncharacterized. Bases 1 to 900 code for a protein of 299 amino acids. The transcript has a single exon. The record is from RefSeq and is a predicted model, not a curated record. Gene Ontology annotation, biological process: DNA integration. Gene Ontology annotation, molecular function: nucleic acid binding. NCBI's taxonomy places the organism in Eukaryota, Viridiplantae, Streptophyta, Magnoliopsida, Rosales, Rosaceae.
AUGAUUCAUCCCCAUUCGUCACUCCAACACAAGUUCAUCAUCGUCGCUACGGAUUUCUUCACUAAAUGGGUGGAGGCUGAACCUUUGAAGGAGGCCUCUGGAGCAACCAUUCGCCAAUUCAUCUUUCGAAAUAUUAUAUGCAGGUUCGGCAUCCCUGAGGUGUUAGUAUCGGACAGGGGGGCAGCAUUUAUAGGUGGUGAUGUGGAGCAGCUAGUCAACAACUUCGGCAUCCAGUUUCUCCACUGCACACCUUAUUACGCUCAGUCUAAUGGUCAAGCAGAGGCCAGUAACAAGAUUAUCAUUACCCUACUGAAGAAGAUGCUUGUUGAAAACCCUCGCCAAAGGCACGAGACAUUGUAUGAAACGUUAUGGGCUUAUCGCACUUUAAAGCGAACUCCUACUGCCACAACGCCCUAUGCACUCAUGUUUGGUCACGACGCGGUUUUACCUUUGGAGAUCAAUGUUCACUCCCUAUGCGUCCAAGAUCAACAUCAUUUGAUUGGUGAUGACUACGUCCAGGCCAUGUGGCAGGAGCACGAAGACCUUAGCGGACAGUGCUUAGAGGCUUUGGACAACUUAGUGAUGGAGAAGCAACGCAUCGCUCGCGCCUACGAUAAGAGAACUCGCGGCCACAGUUAUAAAGAGGGCGAGCUCGUUUGGAAGGUAGUCCUUCCAUUUGGUGAGAAGUUGACCGGUCGUGGUAAAUGGACCCCACGCUGGGAAGGGCCCUUUGUGAUUCAUAGAAUUCUGGAACGUGGGGCUUUUCACCUCAAAGAUUUGGAUGGCGACCUCCACUGCAACCCUAUCAAUGGCUGGUUCUUAAAGAAAUACUACCCCAGCGUUUGGGAAUUUGAAGAUCCCCCAUAUUCUUCCGUUGCAAGGACAGGGGGGCAAACAUAG